CUCCCCAGGCCCGGUAGAAACCCCGUCCAGAGUGCGCCACUUUCUCCAAUCGUCCAUCAGGAGAGAUGGGGAGGCGCCGCCGGUUCACGCAUCAGCCCACCAGCGACGACGACGACGAGGAAGACAGAGCCGCCCCGCAGCCGCUCAGAACUACCAAGCCCACCGCCCCUCCCUCCUCGGGCGCCAAGAAGCAGCAGCGUCACCAUGCCGACGAGGACGACCUGGAACUCCAGGAAGAGGAGGAGGAUGAGAAAGACCUGGAGGAGAUGCGGAUGAACGAGGAGGAGGAGAGGCGGGAGGAGACGCAGACCCGCCGCCGAAGAGGGCGCAAACCCAAGCGCCCCGCCGAGGAGAGCGACGAGGAGCCGGAGGAGAAAAAUCCGGAAUCAGAGGAGGAGGAGGAGUCUCGCGAGGAGGAUAGCACGGAGGCGGUACCCGUCGGUGAACCUUUGAAGGUGACCGGCAAGGGGAAGAAACAACGGAGGCAUUACUUCUCCUUCGAGUACGAGGGCAACACCUUCGAGCUUGAGGACCCGGUGCUGCUCACGCCCGAGCAGCAGAAAGAGAAGCCCUAUGUCGCCAUCAUCAAGGAUAUAACAGAAAAUGAUGGGAGCUUAUCAGUAACUGGUCAGUGGUUUUAUAGGCCAGAAGAAGCUGACAAAAAGGGUGGUGGGAAUUGGACAGCAAGUGACACAAGAGAGCUAUUUUAUAGUUUUCAUAUAGAUGAUGUGCCAGCGGAGUCAGUUAUGCACAAAUGUGUGGUCCAUUUCAUUCCACUAAACAAGCAGAUUCCCAGUCGAAAGGAACACCCUGGAUUCAUUGUCCAAAAAGUUUAUGACACAGUUGCGAAGAAAUUGUGGAACUUAACAGAUAAGGAUUAUGAGGAUAACAAGCAACACGAAAUCGAUCUCCUCGUGAAGAAAACAGUGGACCGUAUUGGACAGCUUCCUGACCGUGAACCUAUAGAUGUACCUGCUGACAAUACUGAUCAGUUCUCAAAUAAACGUGGUCUACGAAAGAGACCUCCGAACCCUUUAGACGUGUCGAGAGAUACAACAGGCAAACCCGAGCAAUUCAUAAAAGCAGAGACACCUGGGAGUGAUAAUCUAAAGCAUUAUGCCAUCCUCGCCAAAUAUAAAGCUGUCACUAACGCUACUUAUCGCGAUAAGUGGCUUGAUAAACUAGUAGACACUAUUCCAUUAACAUCAAAAGAAGGUGAUGAGGCUUCUCAUGCUGAUGCUGGCAGUGUGGCCAACAUUUCAAAUAGCUCUUCAUCUGCAAGGGAUACUAGUUCCGGUGAUAAUGAAAAUUCAUAUGCACCAGAUGUGGUUGUUUCAAUAAUGGCAUCCUUAGAAAGGUCUACAUAUGACGCUCUUCAUGCUGACUUCCAGAAGUAUAAUCAGAAAAUGAGAAAAUUAGAAUUCAACAUCAAGAAUAGCCCUGUACUGCGCAGGCGACUGAUGAACAAGGAGCUUGACCCUGCAGUUCUUUUAACCAUGUCUCCAGAUGAACUAAAGGCUGGGUUGACACCAGCAGAGAAAACGUCUGAACCAGAAGAAGCAAGGCGAUUGCAGAUGACUGACGCACGAUGUGAAAGGUGCACAGAAAAAAGAGUAGGCAUUUCUGAUAUUAUUCAUGCUGGUCAUGGAGAUCGAUACCAGGGAACCGCUGGCAAGCACCAGCUCAACACCAUCGCUGGCCUGCUCUUGUACGCUAAGAGAGUUCUGGUGGACGGGGGCGAUGCCAAGCAGGAAAGUACCAUGGCCAAGAGUGGGAGACAGCGCGCUGUACGGACGCACGGAGGUCCUAAUCUCCUUUGCUUUGCUGCAGUCGCCGGUCUGUCGGGCUGCUGCAGAAGUUGUGGCCGCCGAGCAGCAAGGGAGAACUCGUGGUCGCCUUGGCCGCCGCCAGUAGCCGCCGUACAUGCCGCACUCGUACAUGCCACUACUGGCCGGGGACGCAGUUCGAAGGAGCUCGAAUGUAUUUCCUGUGGUUACACAUGGUUUUCGUCAAGAGAUGCCAUCUCAUCGCUGACGGUCGAUACUCCAAGUUCUGGUGGGAAUGUCGGUACCGCUCCCUGGGCGACAGCAAAGUUUGAUGUCCUUCAGAAGCAGCUAGUGAGCCCUCGGGAUCAGCCAGACAAUAAGGCAAGUGCUGAUGCUCUCCAGAAGAACGCGGUGGCAUCCAUGCCUAAACUUGAGAAACAGAAAUCAUUCAUCAAACCGAAGCCAGAGGAACCCUCUGCACCCACACUGGAGAAACAGAGGGCGUUCACCAAGCCAAAGCCGGAGGAACCCUCUGCACCUUCAGCUAGUCGUGAGUGAAUGAUCAUGGGCAUUGCUAUGUUUCAGAGAUUGUACCCUGGCAGCUCUUAAACAUGCCAACCUGCAGUAAAGCAUGAAUAGGAUGACAACACUUUCUUGUAGUCUAAGGUUGAGGCAGUUGCACAGCGUGUGUGUGACCAUCACUCGCGGAACUAGCUUCGCAUGCGCAGGCUAAAACUUUCGUUAAACUAGUUUCAUACUUCUAGAAGCUACUUUUGAUCUCACUCUUGUUACGGUUGGCACUAAAAAACAGUGGGGGGCAAGUGGUUAGCUCUUGGUGAUUUCUGUUCCGCCGUCGACGAGGCCGAGGUUGGGGAGCAAGAGCCACCGUAUUAGAUGAAGUAGUCAAACAUGCAAACACAGAGAAGUAGAGAGGGGAACUAUUUUAUUAAUGAUUGAUCUAUGUUACAAUAAUUGCUCCUCGUCUAAAUAUACAGGGAAACACUUUGUAUCA
Messenger RNA from Hordeum vulgare subsp. vulgare (domesticated barley), 2778 nucleotides. RefSeq lists its product as uncharacterized. NCBI's taxonomy places the organism in Eukaryota, Viridiplantae, Streptophyta, Magnoliopsida, Poales, Poaceae. Gene Ontology annotation, biological process: DNA-templated transcription. The transcript has 9 exons. The record is from RefSeq and is a predicted model, not a curated record. Gene Ontology annotation, molecular function: chromatin binding. Bases 66 to 2324 code for a protein of 752 amino acids.